Molecule: messenger RNA, 765 nt
Organism: Vitis riparia (riverbank grape)
Lineage: Eukaryota; Viridiplantae; Streptophyta; Magnoliopsida; Vitales; Vitaceae
Product: embryo-specific protein ATS3B-like
Exons: 3
Coding region: 34-603 (189 amino acids)
Molecular function (GO): protein binding
Source: RefSeq, a predicted model, not a curated record
CAAAAGAUCAGAUACCUUUCUGCUCUGGAGAAAAUGAUGAAAGCUGUUUCCUUUCUUCUUCCUCUUCUUCUUCUUCACUCGGCCUCCAUCUUCAUCUUCUCACAAGCCCAGUCGAUUGUUUUACAGCCUCAGGUUCUCAAAUCCAAAGAUUUCACUAACAUCCAGAAUGUUGGGAGCUGUUCCUUCACAGUGGUCAUAAAGACAAGCUGCUCGUCGGUCUCAUUCACAAGAGAUCAAAUCAGUCUGGCCUUUGGUGAUGCCUAUGGCAAUCAGGUUUAUGCCCCAAGAAUAGAUGACCCAUCAACGAGGACGUUUGAAAGGUGUUCAACAGACACGUUCCAGAUAACUGGACCAUGUACAUACCAGGUAUGUCAUGUAGCUCUCUACAGAAGUGGAAUGGACGGUUGGAAACCAGAGAGCGUGAAGAUCUACGGCUACAAUUCGAGUCCGGUGACGUUCUACUACAAUGCUUUUGUUCCAAGUGGAGUAUGGUUUGGAUUUGAUUACUGUGGGAGGGCUGGACAAUCUCCUCCACUACUUCGUUCCUCAGGAAAAUGGUUUCUUGGUGCCAUUCCUGGAUUUCUUCUCAAUGCUAUGGUCUAGUGCCUUUCUUUUGUUGGGUGUUUAUCAGUCAUAUGAUUGAUACUAUGUAAGAUUAUCCUAUCCCACAUAUGUUUUUUAGUAAAUUUCUUUCUCCUUUUGUCUGAGACAUUCAAGUAUGGUGUAAAAUUUCACUCGUAAUCACAAUUUCACAUUGAUAGAUAA